AUGAAAAUCGCUUUUGAGAGUAAUUUGAACAGUGAAUAUAUUGCACCAGAACGCAUUGAAAUUGUUUAUAUUCAGAUUAGAGAUAUAGCUCAAGCAUUUGUUUAUUGUAACAGUUAUAAGAGUCACGCAGUGAUUCUUGUUGUUCCAGAUCCUGAUGUACUCUUAAAAUAUGCAAGUGAACACUACAUUUCAGGCAAUAUGGAAAAAUUAUGUAAGAAACAAGAAAUUAAAGAUUUAUUUUUCAAUGAUAUAAAAGUGUUGGAAAUAUCAAAUCAAUUGAAAGUUUUUGCAAUGGUACGUUAG
Rotaria sp. Silwood2 is the source of this 303-nucleotide messenger RNA. The record is from the annotation of a GenBank genome assembly. Lineage: Eukaryota; Metazoa; Rotifera; Eurotatoria; Philodinida; Philodinidae.